This is a messenger RNA of Dictyostelium purpureum, 2167 nucleotides long. RefSeq lists its product as uncharacterized. The record is from RefSeq and is a predicted model, not a curated record. NCBI's taxonomy places the organism in Eukaryota, Evosea, Eumycetozoa, Dictyosteliales, Dictyosteliaceae. The transcript has 6 exons. Gene Ontology annotation, biological process: long-chain fatty acid import into peroxisome; fatty acid beta-oxidation; very long-chain fatty acid catabolic process. Gene Ontology annotation, cellular component: peroxisomal membrane. Gene Ontology annotation, molecular function: long-chain fatty acid transmembrane transporter activity; ATP hydrolysis activity; ATP binding. Bases 151 to 2094 code for a protein of 647 amino acids.
AAAGAUAACAAUAGCAACAACAAUAACAAAGAUGAAGAUUUCAAAAAUAAAAACUACAGUCAAUCAGAAGAAACUUUAAAGAAGAUUAAAGAGAAUAAGUUUGAUUGGGCAUUGUUUGUUAGAUUUUUAAAAAUUGUUAAAAUUCUAUACAUGAACCCAGUCAUACCUUUAAUGUUAGUUGGUACUUUAUUUGGUUUCGCUGUUGGUCAAACAUAUAUAAGCAAAUAUACUGGUAUUAUUCUUGCAAAUGUUUAUCAAUCAUUUACAACUGGAGAUAAAAAAUUAUUUUAUGAAUCAGUAUUUAAAGGAUUGGGUGUAAUUGGUGUUUCGGCAUUAUUCGAUUCUUCGAUUCAAUUCAUUGUUGCUUUAAUGGGCUGGAACUGGAGAAAAACCUUAUGCUUUUAUAUUCAAAAUGUAUAUUUCAAGAAAUCACUCUUCUAUAAAAUUAUUGCAUUUAAUGAUAAUAUCGAUAACCCAGAUCAACGUAUUACAUCAGAUAUCGAUAAAUUUACAACUCUCUUGGCUUCGAUUGUAUCAAAUUGCAUAACUGGUCCAAUGGUCGUUAUUUACUAUACCUACCUUUGCUAUACUACUAUUGAAUGGUAUGCUCCAUUAAUUGUCUAUGCUUACUUUUUCUUGGGUUACUUUGUCAACAAGCUUGUCAUAUCGCCAAUGGUUAGUAUUAACUACCUUCAAGAUAAAUUAGAAGGUGAUUUCAGAUACCUUCAUCAAAGAGUCCGUAACUUUUCAGAAUCAAUUGCACUUUUUAACUAUUCCAAAAACAAAUCAAACAAACCAAAGAGAAAAACAUCUGAUGCCUCCACAACAUUGAGAAAAAGCGAUAGUGUAGAUUUUUCAGAAGAAUCUGCUGAUGAAUCAACUGUAAUCAAUAGAAAGAAUAGAACACCAUUCACUAAAACUGGCAAUACAAAAUCAAGCAUUUCUGAAGAGAAAAGAAAGAAACUUGAAGAAGAAUUUUUAGUCGAAGAAAGACAAGCAAAGAUACAAUUUGAAUCAUUAUUAGCAAAUAAAAAAAGAGUUAUUUUUUGGAACUUUGGUUUAACUACUACAUCCGAUUUAUUCACAUAUUUAAGUCCAUUAGUAAACUACUUUAUUAUUGCAAUGCCAGUAUUCUUUUUACACACAAAAUCAGCUUUAUUACCUGCAGAAGUUACAGUUCAAUCUUAUAACUGUAUUAUGUUAGCUAGUGGCUUUAGUCAAUAUAUCAAUGUAUCAACUAAUAUCUCUGACUUGGCUGGUUUUAUAUCACGUAUUUCAUCAAUGAUUGAAGUUUGUUCAAAAGUAUUAAAUGAUGAUUCAUAUGAAACUGAAACCUCAUCAUUAAAUGAAAAAGAUGGUAGCAACGAUAGUUUAAACCAAGAGAUUCAUGUUAAUACAACCAAUAGAUCAAUUAGAUUAAACCAAGGCGAAAAUAUUAUUUUAGAUGAUAUUACAUAUUUUACACCAAAAGGAAAUCAAUUAUUUUCAAAUAUCACUGUUUGCAUUGAAAAAGGUAAAAAUUUAUUAAUUAUGGGUCCAAGCGGUAGCGGUAAAUCCUCGUUAAUUAGAGUUAUUAACGGUUUGUGGCCAUUCUUUAAAGGAAGAAUCAAUAGACCAGAAAGCGAUAAGAUUUUCUUUUUACCUCAACAACCUUAUUUAAUUUUUGGUGAACUUGAGGAACAAAUUCUUUAUCCUCUUUCUAAAAAAGAUAAAAGAAUUCCAAAGAAACAACUAAGAGAAUUAUUUGCUAGACUAGAUAUUGACUACCUUUUGGAUAGAGAAAAUUUCAUUAAAAAGAGUGCACAAAUCAAUGACCUUACCCAUAAUUGGUUAAACUCACUCUCGCCUGGUGAACAGCAAUUAAUAUCAAUUAUUAGACUACUCUACCAUUCUCCACAGUUUGCAUUGUUAGACGAAGCCACCAGUUCUAUUCCACAAUCCCUCGAGGAAAAAGUUUAUCAAAUCGCCAAAGAAUUAAACAUCACCAUUAUUAGUGUUGGUCAUCGUGUUUCAUUAUUAAAACACCACGAUAAUUUACUAAGAUUCGAUAAAUAUAAAAAUUGGUUUUUUGAAGAAAUAGACCAUAAUCAAUAAAACUUGUGCAUUACAAGUUAUAAUAAAUAAAAAUAAAAAAUUACACAAAGUUUUAUAAUUGUUUUAUAAAUGU